Messenger RNA from Paramecium sonneborni, 1873 nucleotides. The record is from the annotation of a GenBank genome assembly. Lineage: Eukaryota; Ciliophora; Oligohymenophorea; Peniculida; Parameciidae.
AUGUUUAAAGACUUAGGAUAUUAAUUGUUAAUUAAAUGGAAACUUUGGAAAGUAUUAGUUGUAAUAUUUCCAUUCACAUUUAUUUAUGGGAUAUACUUACUAUUUGUUAUAUCUGAUAAUGCAGAUCGUAAUUCAUUUGAUGGAAGUCAAUUAAUUCAUGCAGAGGUCAAUAAUUAAUUAGCUUAAACUUUAAGUUUAGCAGCUGAAUAAUAUAUGAAAGAUUUUAGUAAAACGAAUGAUAUACAUUCAUUAAUGAUUGAAAAAAUGAAUAAUUUGGGAUUAGAAACAUUUUAAUAAGAUAAAUACAAAAAUGUAAUUGCAAAAUUGAAAGCACCAAGAAGUCCAGAUUAUGAAUGCAAUUUAAUAUCAUUUGAAUAUAAUGAUGAAUCUCCUCAUACUAAAAUUAGAAAUAUUGCAUACGUGUUAGCACUUAUAAAACUUUAUUAAUCAAAUUGUAUUAAAAUAUAUUAAUAUUGUUUAGAAAUAUAUUAUUUAUCAAGAGAUCUAAUUAUUGUUGGAUAUCAUUCAAAAUACAAAAAAUAUGGUUAGGGUAUUACAGCAUUUUUAGAAGAAUAUAUAAAUCCUAAUGGAAUUUCAUUUAUGCCCAGAUCUGGAACAAUUAGAUCAUCAUUCAAUGUAAAUCUUGAUGAUAAAUUUGAUUCAGUAGCAUUGAAAGUAUAUGGAUUGAAUGGUAAAGUUUCAGAUAGAGAUUAUUACAAUAGUAUAAAUAUGAUUAUGGACAAACAAAAUUUUUAAUAUUAAUUUACAGAAAAUAAUUAUUCUUGGAUGCAGUAGAUUGAAAAAUAUUUAGAAAAAUAAAUAAAAAUAUAUUGGAAAUUAUUAUAAUUGGAUUCAAUUUAUUAAUUACCUUCUAAAAGAUUAUUAUAUAUUGAUCCAUAUUUUUCAAAUUAAAUUGAAAUGCUUUAAGGUGAUCUACAUGAUGCUCAUUCAUAUAUUAUGAAAUAUGGAAUUUAUUCAUUAACAUUUAGAGGAUAUAAUACUUAAAAUAAAGAUGAUUCAACUUUGUUAACAAAUAAAUUAUUAUUAGUAGGUGAAGCAAGUUUAAAAGCAUUAAUGGCUAAUGAUGAAUUUAUUCAUUCAGGAUCAACUCUAUAUACACCAUUAACUAGAAGUCAUACACUUACAAUUUAGAAUUAUUGUUUACCAUAUGUACUUGUAAUAUUAAGUUGUGCUAUUUUUGCAAUUAAAUCUGUUUAUAGUAGAUGGCAUUUUAAUUUAUAUAAUGAUGAUAAAAAAGAAUUAGGUAGAUGCAAUUCAAUGAUUGCUCAUAAAACUAUACUAGAAAUUUUUAUGGGUUUUACCUUAUGUUUUAUACCUAAUAUUAUAAAUUAUUUAGAUAAUCAAUAAUAUGAAUAUUUUGAUUAAUUUUUUGCAAUAAUGUUUGUUAUUAUUGUAAGUUAUAUGGCAAUUAUAUAUACAUCUAGAAAAUGGAUAUUUGGAUAAUUUAUAUUACCUAGAAAAGAAAGUGUAAUUGAAUGGUUAUGGGUAGAGUUAGUAAUAUAAAUCUGUUUCGUUAUGAUGUAUGCAGGUAUAGUCUAAAUACCAAUUGCCAGUUUUAUUGCAAUAUUCUUAGGACCUUGGUUUUUCUUUAUUUAACCUUUGAGAUUUAAACGUAUUUUUAUUCAUUAUUAUAGCUAAUUUCAAAUUGUGGGAUAUUUUUUCAUACCUCAUGAAUAUAUUAUUCUUAUAUGGAUAUUAUUAAAUAUUGUCAUAUUUUGGAUUUGAUUCCAUUUUGGCAUUUUAUAAAUAGGUGGUCAUCAAUUACAAUCAUGUUGGAGUUUAUUUAUUUUAUUAUUUGACUGGUGCAUUUAUUCCAUCAUUAAUAAGAUUUGCUGAGUUAUUAUUAUUUUGA